Molecule: messenger RNA, 3439 nt
Organism: Drosophila teissieri
Lineage: Eukaryota; Metazoa; Arthropoda; Insecta; Diptera; Drosophilidae
Gene: drn
Product: AN1-type zinc finger protein 6
Exons: 5
Coding region: 987-1586 (199 amino acids)
Molecular function (GO): DNA binding; zinc ion binding
Source: RefSeq, a predicted model, not a curated record
UCCGCUCAUUUCUGUUAGAGUGCUUGGAGACUUCACUUCGCGUUUGGAGGAUCAGAUCCACGUUGGUUUUUGGCUUCAAUUACCCACAACUGUCAUCGUCAGCCCAGUCAGCGCCUUGCUAACUAAACUAGAUAAUAAAGUAAUCACAACCCCGCGCUCCCCUCCCUCUCUCUCGGUCGUGUUAGUGCGCCCCGCGAUUAAUAAAAGAAAAGAAUUAAAAAGGAAAGCAAAAGGAAAACUGACAGCGUUUUCCUCUCGCAGCUGAGAAAAACCGCAGGACGCAGCUCAGCAGCAGCGUCGCAGUCGUGUGCGUUGUGCAUAAGAAAAAAAGAAGAAAAAAAAUCUUGAAAAAAGAAAUCCUGUAAUAUUGCAGAAAAAAACCGUAAUUCGCCACUUGAAACGAAGGAAAACGAGGAAAAACAACUGCGUCGUGCACCAUUUUGUGAUAUAUUUUUUGCCCUCCUCCUUCUUCAACGAUCCCUGUGCAAUUCUCUGUUAAAGAAAAAAAUUAAAAUAAUUACUAGCAACCAAUUGAAUUUCUGCGAGACCAACAUAACACACAAAAAUUUCCAACUACUGUGAUCCGAACAAAGCUCUAAGUUUUUGUUUCAAGCCUGUGUAAUUUCCACCCACAACGAAUUGGAAAACUCGUACUCCGGAUUAUUUGCGGCAGUCACGAAGCAAAAAACACAAGCGCAGCCUAAUAAUUGGACGAACUGAUUAAACAACAGUUAAAACAAGGCCCGCAAAAACAACGGCGGAUCAACAGUUGCCAGUUGCGAGUCGCAAGUUGCAAGUCGCUAGUUGCACGUUGCCAAUCUGAAAAUUGCACGCUUCCACGACUGAGAGCAGGAAGGAAAGGAAUCGCUGCCGCAGCAGGAAGCAGACGAAACUUCGCUGGGCGAAAGUAAAAGCAGGCUAGGCAAAUCAAGCAAAUCAAACAAAGAAACCGACCGCACAGACACACAAAGGCGCUCUAGCCAGCCAUGGAACGUGAAUCUAACCCAAUGCAACCCAUGUGCCGCUCAGGUUGCGGCUUCUAUGGUAAUCCAGCCACAGAUGGUCUCUGCUCCGUAUGCUAUAAGGACUCGCUUAGAAAAAAGCAACAGCCACCUGUGAGCAGCACACCUGUCUCCGUUCCAAGCCCACAACCUAGCCCCACAUUCAGUCCGGCCAUCGCAAUCACCAACACCGCACAGCCCACAGUCACCAGUUUACAACAGCCACACAACGAUGUCAAAGAGAAAAUCACCGAAGAAGCCGCCGCUGCUGCCAAAGUCAACAGCGAAGCCAUCACAUCGGCGACUGGUCCAAACACUUCCACACAAGCAGCCGCCUCCGCCAACGAGGAGGAUGACAAGGACAAGGAAGACGAUAAGGAUGCCAAAAAGAAGAAGAACCGAUGUGGCGAGUGCCGCAAGAAGGUUGGACUGACCGGUUUCCAGUGUCGCUGCGGCGGUCUGUACUGCGCCGUGCAUCGUUAUUCUGAUAAACAUAACUGCACAUUCGAUUAUAGAGAGCAUGGCGCACAGGAAAUCCGACGCAACAAUCCGGUUGUCGUUGGCGAGAAGAUUCAAAAGAUUUGAAUUUCGAUAUUGUGCCAGUAACAGUAACAGUAGCCGUAGAAUGAUAAUAACCAACUACACAUAAUAAGAGUACAUAUAUAUAUAUAUGCUGCGCUAUAACAAGGAAAACAACAACCAACCAACAACCCACAACAGCAAAAACAACAACUUCAGAAAGCAUAAACACACACCCACACACAACACAAAAAUACACAGAGAGUAAUACUAAAAGAAUCGAUAUAAAACUGUAAUUGUAAUGUAAUUAUAAUGUAAACAGCAAAAGCAAGCAACAAUAGUUCAGAGAAACGAUAACCAAAUACCCCGCAAAAAAUGCAGCAACAACUGGAACAACAAUUUCGAUGCUCAACAACGUUAAGCUAGCAACGUCCAGCAGCAACCUGCGGCAGUAACUUGCCAUAUGCAGCAGCAAAAACGCAUCAGCAAGCAGCGUUCAGCAGCCAACACCUUUGUACAUCUUGAACCAGACGCGUGACAGCGUUAGCAAGUGCAACAACAAUCACCGCCGCGUUUGUGGAAUCCGAACAACAGACGCAGCAACAUCAACAACAACCAGCACAACCGAUUGCCUUGGUCGCCUGCUGAGCUGGGCCGAAAAAAACAGUUUUGAAGAAAACAUCAUUCAUUGAUUAACGUUGAAAUAAUUUGUUAUUCCAAAUACAAUUUGAAAAUUGUUUGUAUUUAGCUAAAAACACAACAAAGAACACACCGCCACAUUUACAACGACAACAAGCACACAACAAACAACAAACCUUUGUUUCAUGUUACCAAACACCGCAACAAUCUUUUAGUAGACAAUGUGUGUCAUUUGUUUUUGUAAUAUGUUGGAGUGUAUUAAAUAAAAAAAAAAGUAAAUUAAAAAUGCAAAGUAUGAACAGAAAUUUUAAGAAAAAUUUAACAAGCCCAAAUUCACAUACAAAAAACCAACCAAGCAACCAACUCUUUCUCAAUUCUUAAUUAUCAGCUAUUAAAUGAAAAAAGAAAAAACUAAUAUAUAUUAAUUAAUUAUGUAUAUGUAUUAAAAAAAGAAAAAGCAAGAAAAAAAUAUGCAAAAAUUAAGCGUAAAAAAACAAAGCCCUCACCACACAAAAAAAAUGUAAAAAAAACCUGAAGAAAAGAAACCAAGAAUAACGCAGUUGUGUAGAGCUCCCUAAAAAGUUUGCUAAGAAUCCACGACCACGCUACCCACGAGCGAGAGAGAGAAUAGCUAUAGAGAGAGAGAGAGAGAGAGAGAAGCGCGAUUAGUGUAAAGCAACUUGGAGCAUAACAACUCCCUAUACAUAGAAAUCUAAAUAUAAUUAUAAUUAAUUAGUGAAUCAAAGCAGGCGAAUGCAGUGCAAGCGGCGUUUUUUUCUUCGUUUUACUUUUUGCCCUCCUGUCCCUCUAACAUUAAAUUGAAUUGAUUUUAAUUUUCUGAUUUUCGAUGAAUUAUAUAUAUAUAUAUGCAUAAUAUUAACUAUAUCUACAUCUAUAUAUGGUAGGAUAUGUAAAUCGUGUGAAGCAUACACACAUAUAGUUUCUUUGGGUAUAUGCACAUUAAGGCGAAAAACAAAAGAUAAAAAACCAUUUAAAAAGCAUAUUCUAUCUAUAUAUAUAUAUAGCGGUUACAAAGAAAAUUCAGCAAAAAUGGCAAACAAAAAAUGCAAAAAAUACAAUAAAUAUAUAUGGUUCGUCUUUAGAUUUUUAUUGCUUUAAGCGUUAUUUAGUUUUUCUUUGUUUAUAUUAAAACACACAUGCGUACACAACAAAACAACAAACCCCUUUUUAAUUUAGCUUUCUCCAUUCUGUAGUACAUAAUUUACAAUUUUAUUCAAAUCAAUUACACCUAUGCAAAUAAAUUUAAAUCUAGAAAUAAA